Messenger RNA from Aureobasidium namibiae CBS 147.97, 645 nucleotides. RefSeq lists its product as uncharacterized. Bases 1 to 645 code for a protein of 214 amino acids. Lineage: Eukaryota; Fungi; Ascomycota; Dothideomycetes; Dothideales; Saccotheciaceae. The record is from RefSeq and is a predicted model, not a curated record. The transcript has a single exon.
AUGCGCGCUUCCGUCUUCUUCGCCGCCCCUCUUGUGGCCAUGGCUGCUGCUCAGAGCUCGGCUGCCAAUGAGACCUCUGUUGUCAGCACCAUUCCUGUCUCCUCCUCCAGCAUCCCUUACACCAACGGAUUCACCUCUUUCCUCACCCAGACCAACUCCCUCGGUGUUGUCACUGGUCAGCCUCUGCCUGCCACCUCCGUCGGCGUUGCCGCUACCAACUCUGCUCCCGCCGCCAUCUCUUCGGUCGCCGUGCAGCUCGUCCCUGCUGGCCUUGCUCCCGGCACCGUCACCACCCUCAUCUACGGCAAUGUCACCGCUGGUAACGCCACUUCCAUCGUCGUCACUGUUGGCGCCUCUACCACCCAAGUCCUGAGCGCUGCCGUUAUUGCCGCCACCGGCUCAGGUUCUUCGGCUUCCGGCACUUCUGGCGCUGCUGCUGCAUCGUCCUCGGGCUCAAGCGCUUCCCAGAGCGGUUCCUCCUCGCGUGGUGCCUCUUCUGCUUCCUCUCGUGUUUCCUCCGCUGUGGGAUCUGCUAGCUCUGCCGCUGGCUCUGCUGCCGCUUCCUCUACUGGCGCAGCCUCCAGCGUCAAGGUCGGUGCCGGUGCCCUGAUUGGUGCUGGCGUCUUCUUCGCUGCUUUCAUGUAA